UACAUAUGGUCGCGUUAAGUCCUGCUCCCUUGUUGCAGUCGAAGAAACGAAGAUGGCAGCCACCGUGAAGGGACCUGUUGCAGUUGAAGAUGUGAAUGUCACAUUUGAAGACCAGCAGAAGAUCAAUAAAUUUGCCAGGAACACGAAUCGAAUGACAGAAUUCAAAACUGAAAUAGAGGCAAAGAAAAAAUCGCUGCAGAACUUACAGGAUGCCUCUGAUGACUUAAUGAUGUUAGAAGACGACUCUCUGUUGAUCCCAUAUCAAAUUGGUGACGUCUUUAUCAGUCACACCCAGGAAGAAACGCAGGAGAUGCUGGAGACCGCAAAGGAGGCACUGGAGCAGGAGGUCAGGGGCCUUGAGGACCAAGUGUCAGCGAUACAACAAGUGUUGGGUGAUCUGAAGGUCCAGCUCUAUGCCAAGUUUGGUAACAAUAUUAACCUGGAGGCAGAUGAAAGCUGAGCAGUGAAACAGACAUUGACAGCUGUGACAACAUGGACUUUUUCAUGCAGCUCUCGUAUCACAUCUGUAGCAGGACAUUUGUCAAACAAAGCAUGAGCAUGAACUGCUUAGUUGUUGUUUUUUAGCUUCUUAGCUUUUGUCUGCACAGGUGAGGCAUGUGUUUAGAUUUGUGGCAAAUUUAAAUAAUUUAAAUAAAUGUGCACCAUUUGGAACAUAUUUUCUUUGUACCCUCAUUCAAUGUUCAUUUUUCUUUUACUCAAUUGAUCAAGCUGAAGUAAAAAAAAAGAAAAGAAAAAUGGCUGUGUCGCAAUUCAACUUGUAGUAAAUUUAACAUUCUGCACAUGAGCCCAUUUCAUUUGUGACCCAGCUGCAUAUUUGAUUACCCCGAAGGUUUGGAUUAAAUUAACAGAAGUUCUCUGUUUGACACAA
This is a messenger RNA of Solea senegalensis (Senegalese sole), 889 nucleotides long. It is a transcript of the gene pfdn4, whose product is annotated as prefoldin subunit 4. Gene Ontology annotation, biological process: protein folding. Gene Ontology annotation, cellular component: cytoplasm; prefoldin complex. The record is from RefSeq and is a predicted model, not a curated record. Bases 53 to 460 code for a protein of 135 amino acids. The transcript is spliced from 4 exons. Lineage: Eukaryota; Metazoa; Chordata; Actinopteri; Pleuronectiformes; Soleidae.